AUGUACCUUGUCUGUCAAUAUGUAUGUUUUGGAAAAAAAUACCUGAACACAGGGAUUGCUGGAGCUCGUCAGGAGAUUAGGCCAUUGCUUUUUAAACCGAACAACCGUCUAAAGGAUCUUUUAUUUUUGGACAUUGCCCUUGAUUCUACUGUGAGGACAGCAAUUGAAAGGGGAUACGAAGAGUUGAAUAGUGCUAAACCUGAGAAAAUUAUGUAUUUCAUCACUCUUGUUCUUGAAAACCUCGCACUUUCAUCGGUGGAUAAUGAGGAUCUUAUCUAUUGCUUAAAGGGAUGGAAUCAAGCGCUGAGUAUGUCAAAGACUGGAGAUCGUAAUUGGGCAUUAUUUGCAAAAUCAGUCCUUGACAGAACCCGACUUGCACUCGCAAGCAAGGCGGAGUCAUACCAUCAACUAUUGCAGCCAUCUGCAGAUUACCUUGGAUCAAGGCUUGGAGUGGACCAGUGGGCGGUGAAUAUAUUCACAGAAGAAAUUAUUCGUGCUGGAUCAGCUGCGUCAUUAUCCUCUCUUCUUAAUCGACUCGAUCCUAUUCUUCGGAAAACUGCUAAUCUGGGAAGUUGGCAAGUUAUCAGUCCAGUCGAAGCUAUCGGAUAUGUUGUUGUGGUAGAUGAGUUGCUUUCUGUUCAGAAUAAAUCUUAUGGACAGCCAACAAUUUUGAUUGCCAAAUCUGUAAAAGGAGAGGAGGAAAUUCCUGAUGGUACAGUUGCUGUGCUGACACCUGACAUGCCAGAUGUCCUAUCUCAUGUGUCUGUUCGAGCGAGAAAUAGCAAGGUUUGCUUUGCCACAUGUUUUGAUCCCACGAUUUUGGCUGAAUUCCAAGCAAAUGAAGGGAAAUUGUUGUGCCUAAAGCCUACAUCUGCAGAUAUACAAUAUAGUGAGGUGAAAGAGACCGAUCUAACAGGUUCAACUAACUUGAAAGAAGAUGGUCCUUCAUCGUCUGUAACUCUUGUCAGGAAGCAGUUUGGGGUUGGAGCUAAAUCCCGCAACAUUGCAUAUCUGAAAGGAAAAGUGCCAUCUUGGGUUGGGAUCCCUACUUCAGUUGCUCUUCCGUUUGGAGUUUUUGAGAAAGUUCUUUCACAUCACUUAAAUCAGGUUGUAGCAGAAAGGUUGCAGUUUCUGAAGAAUAAGUUAGGAGGAGGAGAGUUCAGUGUUCUUGGUGAGAUACGCAAGACAGUUUUAGAGCUUGCAGCGCCACCCCAAUUGGUGGAAGAGCUCAAAAGCAAGAUGCAAAGUUCUGGCAUGCCUUGGCCUGGUGAUGAAGGUCAGCAGCGAUGGGAACAAGCAUGGAUGGCUAUAAAAAAGGUGGUGAAGGGCCUUGGAGAAACUCUAGUUGGAGCUUAUCCAGGUCGUGCUUUGAGUUUUACCUGCAAGAAGAAUGAUCUUGAUUCUCCCCAGGUUUUGGGUUACCCAAGCAAACCCAUUGGCCUUUUCAUAAGACGAUCUAUCAUCUUUCGAUCUGAUUCCAAUGGUGAAGAUCUGGAAGGUUAUGCCGGUGCAGGCCUUUAUGAUAGUGUGCCGAUGGAUGAAGAGGAGAAAGUUGUGCUAGAUUACUCGUCUGACCGGCUGAUCAAUGAUGGUAACUUCUGUAAAUCAAUCCUCUCUAGCAUUGCUCGUGCCGGACAUGCAAUUGAGGAGCUUUAUGGAUCUCCUCAAGACAUUGAAGGUGUAGUGAGGGAUGGAAAAAUCUAUGUUGUCCAGACAAGACCCCAGAUGUGA
Ilex paraguariensis (yerba mate) is the source of this 1731-nucleotide messenger RNA. The record is from the annotation of a GenBank genome assembly. NCBI's taxonomy places the organism in Eukaryota, Viridiplantae, Streptophyta, Magnoliopsida, Aquifoliales, Aquifoliaceae.